AUUGUGCCCAAUAUAACCUGAAGCAGAUGAACCAUAUUGUGGCAUGUAACUCUCCUUUCAGCGUACUGACCCACCUCUACCAGCACAUUGUGGCCUUGGCAUUUGCUGUAAGUGAAAUCAAUUUAAACCCCCGACUCUUACCCAACAUCACUCUGGGCUUCCAGAUCUAUAAUAGCCAGUUCAGUACAAGCACAACCUAUCAAGCUUCAAUGGAACUUCUCUCGACUCAGGAAAGAUUAAUCCCAAACUACAAGUGUGACACCCGGAGCAAUGCAGUAGCAGUCAUUGGGGGACCUAAUUCCAAUGUCUGCCUCCAUAUGGCAACCAUCCUGAGCUACUACAAGAUGCCACAGCUUGCAUAUGGUUCCGCACCAGUACUGGAUACUGAAAAACAAGGUGCUUUCAUCCAACAGAUGUUCCCAAACGGGGCUCACCAAUAUAUGGGGAUUCUCCAGUUACUUCUUCAUUUCAGGUGGACAUGGAUUGGGGUGGUUUAUCUGGAUGAUGACAACGGAGAGAGGUUUGUGCAGAAUGUGCUUCCCAUCUUCUCCCAAAGAGGUAUCUGCUUUGCCUUCGUAGAAUGUUUACCAAAACAGGGAUCCUCCGAUACUUUUGGUGUAAUUGCGGGAAAGGGGGUCAACAUGACUGCGGGCAUCAUGGCAAGCACUGCCAGUGUGGUGGUUGUGCAUGGUGAAAUUCAGACCAUGCUAGUCUUGAGGACAUUGAUCGUUUUUUGGGAAUUCAAUAGUGGCCUAAAGAAUGCAAAACUCCUGGUUAAGACGGCUGAAAUGGAUUUCACAUCAUUUCAUUUGCAAAGACAGUGGGACACAGAAUUCAUCCAUGGUGCUCUAUCUUUUGCAGUCCACUCCGAAAGGGUGUUAGGAUUUCAUAAAUUUAUUCAGAACAGGAACCCCAUUUCAGAAAAAGAAGACAAAUUGCUUAGAGUAUUCUGGGAACAAACAUUUACCUGUCUUCUCCCUGACACCAAAGUAGACAUGGCAAAUGAGGAAAUCUGUACGGGGAAGGAGAAGCUAGACACUCUUCCAGCAUCAGUUUUUGAAAUGAGUACAACUGCCCACAGUUACAACAUCUACCUGGCUGUUUAUGCUGUGGUUCAUGCCCUGCAAUCCAUGGAUUUGUCGAAGUCCAAAAAGCAAGCAAUUGGAGGACGGCAGAGAAAGAAGUUUCUCAUUGAACACCCAUGGCAGUCGCUUCCCAUUUCUCUGUGCAAUGACGAUUGUCAUGCAGGUUAUAGAAAGGGCAAGAAGGAGGGGAAGCCACCUUGCUGUUAUGAUUGCCUUCCGUGUCCAGAAGGAAAGAUCUCCAACCAGAAGGACAUGGAUGCCUGCUUUCAAUGCCCAGAUGGACAAUAUCCAAACAAUGGCCAGGAUUCAUGCAUUCCAAAAUAUAUAACCUUCUUGUCUUAUGAAGAAACAUUGGGUCUCGGUUUGGCUCUUCUUGCUCUUUCCUUGUCUUCCAUCACAGCUUUUGUGCUGGGAAUCUUCAUUACGCACAGGGACACUCCCAUAGUCAAAGCCAACAACCGGAGCCUCACCUACACUCUCCUUGUCUCCCUGCUGCUCUCCUUCCUUUGUGCUUUGCUAUUCAUUGGCCAACCUGAGAAGGUAACCUGCCUCCUCCAACAACUUGCUUUUGGCUUCAUAUUCACUGUGGCUGUGUCAAGUGUGCUGGCUAAAACCAUCCUUGUUGUCCUAGCUUUCCGGGCCACCAGGCCAGGGUCUAAACUGAGAAAAUGGGUGGGGAAACACCUGGCCACCUCAAUUGUUCUUUCCUGCUGCCUGAUUCAAGCCAUUAUUUGUACUGUGUGGUUGUCCACCUCUCCUCCAUUCCCCUAUUUGGACAUGCACACAAUGCGUGAUGCAAUUGUACUGCAAUGUAGUGAAGGUUCCCCUCUCAUGUUCUACUCUGUGCUGGGCUUUUUGGGUUUCCUGGCCAUUGUCAGCUUCAGUGUGGCUUUCCUAGCCAGGAAGUUGCCUGACAGCUUUAAUGAAGCCAAGUUCAUCACCUUCAGCAUGCUGGUUUUUUGCAGUGUGUGGUUGUCUUUUGUUCCAACCUACCUGAGUACUAAGGGGAAAUACAUGGUGGCUGUGGAGAUCUUCUCCAUCUUGUCCUCCAGUGCAGGCUUACUGGUUUGUAUCUUUUUCCCAAAAAGCUAUAUAAUUAUGGUGAGGCCUGAGUUGAACAACAGAGAGCAGCUAAUACAGAGGAAAAAAUAA
Lacerta agilis (Sand lizard) is the source of this 2237-nucleotide messenger RNA. Its product is annotated as vomeronasal type-2 receptor 26-like. Bases 27 to 2237 code for a protein of 736 amino acids. The transcript has 4 exons. Gene Ontology annotation, molecular function: G protein-coupled receptor activity. Lineage: Eukaryota; Metazoa; Chordata; Lepidosauria; Squamata; Lacertidae. Gene Ontology annotation, biological process: G protein-coupled receptor signaling pathway. Gene Ontology annotation, cellular component: membrane. The record is from RefSeq and is a predicted model, not a curated record.